Messenger RNA from Cuculus canorus (common cuckoo), 7745 nucleotides. RefSeq names its product radial spoke head component 9 (gene RSPH9). The record is from RefSeq and is a predicted model, not a curated record. Gene Ontology annotation, biological process: motile cilium assembly; axoneme assembly; cilium movement involved in cell motility. The coding region runs from base 43 to 759 and encodes 238 amino acids. The transcript has 5 exons. Gene Ontology annotation, cellular component: axoneme; radial spoke. NCBI's taxonomy places the organism in Eukaryota, Metazoa, Chordata, Aves, Cuculiformes, Cuculidae.
GCCCCCCGGGCCGUAGCCCGGCAACGGGGACGCGGGGCCGGCAUGGAGGCGGUGUCGCUGCCCGCCGCCCUGGAGCUGGCGGCCGGCGGCGGUGUGGGGCUCGGCCCGGAGAAGCGGGCGGUGCUGGGCACCUCGCUGCCGCUCCUGCAGCGCGACUACCGCUUCCAGCGGGUCCGGUUUUGGGGGUGUAUCCAGGGCGUGCGCGGCGUCUACUACCUGGCCGAGGGGCUGGGCCCCGACCGCGCCGCGCCCCGCAGCCGUCUCUACAGCUUGAACUGUGUCGAAUGGAGCCUCCUGCCACCAGCGACCAAGGAGAUGGUUGUGCUGGCUGGGAAGCUGAAAGGCCGCUUUCAGGGGGAUCCUUCUUUUGAGUACGACUACACUGAGAUAAAUGCAGAAGAUGCUGAAAGGUUGUUGGAAGAUGGUAAGGAGCCCAUCAUCAAGGAGGAGACCCGCCUCGUAGCUACGAUAGAACAAAUAGACUCAGCAGUCGGUAUCGUACCCCGGGGUGCAUUUGUGAAGACUCCCCUUGGGUCUGUGCAUGAAAACAGAAACUUUGAAGGUCUUUCUUUGAUGGAGGCAAAAAAGUUAAGUUCCUAUUUCCAUUUUACUGAGCCUGUUAACCUGAAGAAUAAAACCCUGCUGGAAAAGGCUGACCUGGACCCAUCUGUUGACUUUCUAGACUCUCUGGAACAUGAUAUUCCACAAGACAGAUUUAUUUUCCUAAGAGCAAAAACAGUCCACAAAAUCCACAUAUGAAAGCUUCAAAGCCCGUCGCACAGGACUUUUCUGCAAACUCUUCUGUCUAUGUAAGGUAGUGUACCCCCUUUUCUUGCCAAGUCACCCAACUUUCUGCUGUAUCCAAUCACACAGUUUGUAGUGGGAAGUUUGAAAAUAACCUGCAAGCACACACUGGCAGAUGGUCUGAAUUUUCUCAACCAGCUGAAGGUUAACAGGACAGAGCAUCCAUGUGGUUGCCAAAUGCAGCUGGUUCACAGUCUCCUAACAUGUUAUGUCAGUGUACAGAGCCCUCACUCUGGACAAAGGUGGACAGCACCGCCAAUCUCAGGGACUGGCAACCCACCCUGGGGCUCAGCUUGCCCCCUUGAGUACAGUAGGAUCCUGGGCAAAAAGUGGAAUCUCUAAACUUCAGCUGCACAAAUGAGUUGUUUGGAUAGAGUAUGAUGCGAGUCCUGGUGGGAUUUCCCUGUCUGGAAAAGGCAAGACAUAAACAGGAUGGAAACAAGUGUGGUUAGUCACCUGCAGUCACUUCAAUUGCUUAAAAUCUUUGUGGCACAUGGAAGUCUGUUUCCAUGGAUUUUAUUCAUGAGCAGGAGGGCCCCACAGCCCUCCCACUCAGGGACUGCUGCUUAACACCUAGGAGCAGGCACAGGGCUCCCAUGUACUGGGUAGGGAAAACGACCUACUUAUCGGGCAACUGCAGUUCUGCAUGCAGCCCAAGCAAAGGCCAUGUUGGUGCAAUUCAGGACUGAACUUCUGAACCCUCAGUGAACUUUUUCAAUCUGGCUUUUGUUUGGAUUAAGAGCAGAAGGCAGAGGGCUACAGACUGCAGGAAGCACUCGAUCAAAGUACUGGCAAAACUGCCUCCUCCCUGCCACAUCCCUUCCCACGACACCUCUUGGCUUUGCUCACCUGCAGCUGCUCUGGCUCUUUGCUUUUGAAUUCGCAUGCUAUGCACAGCAUCUCCAUGCAGACUGAGAGAAACCACGUGCUGCUGGAGUGAAAUGCUGACAACAGUGAAACCAGGUUCUGCUCCCAGUGAUGAAAAGGUGUCCACGGAACCUGAAAGCUUUACUUAUAAAGAGUUCACAUGGAACCUGCCUCUUGCCUAACGCAUCGCUGCUUCAGAUCAGGUGAUGGAGCAGGGAUUGAUAUGGAUGUUACCUGUGCCAAGUUCUCUUCUUCCAGUAGAAAUCUGAAAAUGGAAUGGCAGCUGAACACUCAAAAUCAUGUAUCUCAUAAUCUACAGCACCUCUUACUGACAGUGCCUAGACAUAGAGAGCCUGUGACAUCCCUCUGUCCUUUUGCAAAAGGAACAACUUCACAGCGUUAUGCUUUAAAUAAUAUUUUGGACCUGCCAAAAUAAAAUGAAUGCUACAAGCAUUAUGAAAGCAUCUAGAUGCUGGCCUGAACUCAGUGACCAUUCUGGAUAAAAAGUUAGUCCACACCAUCCAUGCAAGAGUCUCCAUGCUAGAAAGGAAACUGCUGAGUUAUUCAGGUUUCCAUUCCUGACAGCAAGGACAGAAGUUUGACCUGCAGCUGCGCUUGACCAUUUCCCAAAUGCUUCUGGUGUGUAGUGGCCUUACACUCAUGACUCGGGAAUAUGAGAACAGUCUAUCACUCUGCACAGUGCUGGUGAAAUCCUUGAGAACUUCCUCAGCUGCAUGGGAUAGUGAAAAUAUUUCGUUCCUGCAGCACUUAACUGGAACAUGCCAGGCUGGAGCACAAAUGGAUGCAGAAAUGACAGCAGGAAGCUAUGAAAGGGAGAAUUCAGGCUGAGGAUGAGGAAACAAUCCUUGGCUGCAAGACAAAUUUGCUUGUGGAAUCAUCCCUUGGAAACAGUGAAAGCUCCAGACUCAGCCAAGCCUAAGAAAAUGAACUGUGGGGAAUAAUUCUGCAUUGAUGGGAGUAAACUUCAUUGGUUUUCCAUGUCCAAGUAUAUGCAGACAAAUGAUAUGGAAAAGAGGGAGAGGAUGGUAGACUUGAAAAUUUAUGGAUGAUAUGGGUACUCCAACAGCCAUAUUUCUGCAAAAGUGCCCACAGCUAGUAAAGCAGUUUAGUGAUAACAUUCAUGAGCUAUCACUGUCAAAAACAAACCAGGCAGAAGGCAAAAAGAACUACUGAAGUCCAAGAAAAGGGAAAUACCAAUAUAAGUCUCACCCGGAUAGUGUCCCAACUGCAAGGGGUAAAAGAGAGAGCUGUGGAGUGCUCCCCAGUUGAGUUCUGACCACAAGGUGUUCUCAUACAUCUCCCACCACCGCCAGGACCACACAGCUUGGCUCAAACUGGUAUUUCAUGUUCAUGUUAUACCUCCUGCUGCAGUUCCAAUCUCCUCUAUGUUACAUUAUUCCUGGAUGGGUGAUACCAUGUGUUAAACAGCUGGAUGACCAAGAAUAAGGUGGGAUCUCCAGGCUCCUACUUCCCAAGGCAUUCCGCUCUUCCUCUUGCAUUCCAGUAGUAGAACAGGAUGGGGAGAUGGGGUGGGUAGGAGAAGGCCAGCUGCCAAAUGACCCAGUGAAAAGCAGGGAAAUUCUUACCUCUCUGGGUAAGAGUAAUCUGGGGCACGUAGGAGGGAAUGUCCAAAAUUCAUACAGUGCAGAUACAAUAAAACCACUUCAGAAAACAGAGUAGGAAUUGUGUUCUUUCGGAAAAUCACUGAGUAAGCACCAGAAACGCCCCUGGUCUGGAGGGGCAGAGCAGGUAGGGGGGUUUUGAGUGAUAAAUCCACACUUCACAUUACUAGAUCAAUGACAGGGCAGCAUGACCCCUGUUAAAACCAAACAGUUUCCUGACAUAUCCAUAGGGUGGCAUGUUACAUUUUACUCUCAGCUAGGUGAUAGCCAGUGCAUGCCAGACACUUUGUAUUUGAAGCAGGCUCACUUUAAACAGGGUGAUGUGACAUUGGCCAAACACUCUGGCCAAAAAUACCACAAGUGCAGUCAAGGAAAAGCUGGGGAGCAGCUUUUCUGGUGCUCUCAAAAGUAUAAAUUAACACAGCUCCUCAGCCCUUCUUUAUGUACUUUCUUAGCACCUUUGCGGGGGAGCCAUAGAGCUCCUCCUAUGCGGCUUACCUGUCCAUUGUCUCAGAGCGAAAGAGCAGGGGCAAAGCAGGUUUUUAUCAGGUUGUAGUUUUUUAUCAGGCUGGUUUGACCCUCUUUUGACAGCAGAUGAAGCUGCUCUCAAAAAUACUGACAGAACUUGGAAGAAACCUGGCCAAAUGGAGCGUCAACCAGAACUUUGCAAGACUGGAAAUGAAAGGGAUUGCUCAUCCAAAUGAAGUGAUCUGCCAGGCAGGCGUUGCUACUCUGAGUCUACAGAAUAUUCAUGGAGUCUACAUGCAGUAAAUGAAUGCUCAGGUCUGUGUUAUCGUAGAGGUGACUCCCACUUCAAGUUACACUCCCCACAAUGAAUCUCCUUCAGUCUCAGGUGCUGUGAGUGGAAUCAGCCCCCAAGGUUAUCUUGGUCCUGUCACUCUAGCAGCUGAUGGUACUCUAGUGUCAAGGGCUCUACCAUUAGAAAAAUAUUCUUCAGCCCAGUAGGUGGUAGGAGUUCUCAUAGAAGUAUGUAGGGUAACACCUAGAGUAGACAGAGACUUUUCAGAAGUUCCUCUUUUAAAAAAUUGAAAGAUUUCUCAAUUCAGAGUGUAGAGUUAGACAAGACAUUGCUUAUAGGAAGGCAAUCAGAGGAAUUUUAGAGCAGAAGGGGUGAGCACACAAAAGCACAUAUAAUGGUCUGAAAGAAAUGCCAUCCUUCAGCAGGGCAAAGCCUGUUCUCACAGCCUUGAGAAAGACCAUAUACCUUUAAGGUGCUGUCUAUUCUUUUCACCUAGUGCCUUUCUAUUUUAGAACAGUACAGCAGUGCCUGUGUCUUCUAUAUGCAAAGCCUUCUUGCAUGUGCAAUGCAAACUCCUGAUGGCAAAAGUAAGUGCAGAUGACCACGUGGGAGAGAUAGAAAGAAGGAAGGAUAUGUGACUGGGAGUGGCCUAAAUUCUCAGUAUACUGGAUACUAAUAGCCUGCUUGUGAGAACUAUCCCUCUCAGUGUGCAGCCCUGAUACAAAUUUGUAUCCAUGUCUGUUUGCUAGCUUGUUACCACAUGAUGACUACUCUGACCAAAGAACCAGACUUCUGCAGAGCCAAGCAAGUGACACCUCUUUCACCUUUCCAAGCAUUGGGUACAGCAAUGGACAAGAUGCUGUACCAGGAUCCCUGGUUCCUUCACAGGUUAAAGGUCCCUGAAGCAGCUGGUGGCAAUUCAAUAGCUCCAAGCAUCUACAACAUGGGUACUUCAGUCUGCUCCUGGGAGGGGAUGAGGUGCAGAAGAAUGUAUUUCAACACUACACUCAUAGCAGAUCCACUGGUGGAGCACAGAAAAAGCCAUUGCUGCAGGCAGAGUGGCAGAGGACAAAGGCUGAUUAAACUGAUUUUAAGGAAUGUACACUACCAGUCUUUCUGUCUUAUGAGAGCUUUAACAAGAGGCCCAAGCAUAUUAUGAGGCAUCCUGGUUUCUCCCCACUGGCAUUCUCAGGGCUACAGCAGCAGUGCAAAAAGGCAACAUUACUUCUCAUUUAAGCAGAGGUGAAGGUGAUGGUGACUAGAGCAGCCAGGACAGUGAUACCGAGAGGAGUCCAAGCUGAAAAAUUUGGAAAAUACAUCACUUAACUAUGCAAUGUACUGUCUGCUAUAAUAGGCUUUUAUAAUAGGCCUUCUCAUGGCACUGAACAAGGCAGCUUGUUUGACUGAAGAGUCCCAGCCCAAUUCUGCCCCUGACCUUCCCUACCAGCUCCCUUGCAUUGGGCAGAACCACUUGUUGAGUGCUUCCCAAAUUACUAUGGACUUACAGGAAGCUUUAAAAGCAACUUUAAAAAAAGUACAAAGGCAAAGACAAGGUAAGCUUGGAUAAGCCAUUUAUGUGGGAAACUUGUAAGCAGAGCUCUGGCUUCAUUCCCAAAAUAAGUACUAGUUGAAUGUGGGUACCCUUCAGUCCUCCCUUCAGAGUAGAGGAAGGAAGGAAUUUGUAUCUCUUGACUUUUGUGGUGGCAGCUACUGUUCCAGAGAGCAAUGUGGUCAGUCAAAAGUUUCACAGAACCGCAAUGGCCAAGAUUUCGCAAUGUUCCAAAAGGCAGAGCUUUCCCCUUAUAGCAGGCUGAGAAAACAGUCCUGAAGUACCCAUGCACUCUAUCCUGGCUCUGGGACUCAUUUGUUUAGUUCAGGCUCCACCUGGAACUCCUCCUAAAACUUUCAAUCCGAUUUCUUGAUCCAAUUCUUUUGUCUCCACCCAGACUCCAAAGCCUGCCUAUUCCACUGCUGGUCCAUCUCCUCAGCAGUAUCUCUGCUCUCUUUUUCUAAAUUCUGCUUCCACUCUACUUGCUACAUUCCCUUGCUGGGAAAAGUAAAGCAAGAGUGGUGUAGGGAGGAACUAGCAAUGCAAUAGGGUGGGCUUGGAUAAUAAUCUCCAAUUUAAAUCUCCUAAUUCUAGAGGUGUAGCUCACCUGCUUGCAUGCAGAAUGUAUCUAGAAGUAUCUGUUUUUACUAGAAGUCUGCGGAACAGUUUAUAAGUCAUGGCAUUAGAUCUGCAGUUCUACUGUGAUUCCAGCAAGAUACAGGCUUUACCAUUUCCUGUCUCAACCUGCUACACAGGGUUGCUAUGUGAAUGCUAAUUCGAUAACGUGCUCCACCCCACAGUUGCCAGAUAGACACAACUACUAAAGAAUCCCAAAGACUUGCAAGACACAAGAAAGAAGUUGUUUUCAGAGUUGAAGUAUCCGAUGGCUACUGGUCUGCAGGAAAUGCAGAGUCAUCUAAUUCAAUCCUCGCUGAUACCCAGUGCACAGCCUGCCAGCAUCCAAUAGACAUUUUCAAGACCUUGCCUCAACUCUCUACUGCAGAGAGUCAGAACUGAAAUGCAGGAGUCUCCAGCCACCCCCAACCCUGUAGCCUAAGCUCUCCCAGCAACAGCCCCAUGGCCUCUGGUAACCCCACAGCUUGCUAAUGCAAGGUUCAUAAACCGCUCUGACAUCCCCAUGGAAACAGAGUGCGAGGUCAUAAACAGGGGAUUAGCACCUCUGAGUGCCCAGCACAGUGCAGGAGGCAACCAUGGGCUUUCCUUUCGCCCACCAAAGGCCAGAGGCCAUUCAGGCUGGGGAGGGGGAUGAGAGCCUGAUGCACAAGAAGGGCAGAAGGAGGGGCGAAUUGCUGACUAGGGGAAACAGGAAUUGGGCAGAAUGGAACAGGCUUGUGAUGGACCCUUGCUGGCCUCCCAAGCCCCCACUCACUGCUAGUUGCCCUUUCAGGGCACCCCCUUGCUGUUGGGGACCAGGCAUAAAAAGGCUAAGAUAGAAGGAACUGCUCAGCCUGGAGAAAAAGAAAGCUCAGCGGGGGUUCUAAAUACCUGAAGGGUGGGUGCAAAGAAGAUGAAGCCAGGUUCUUCCCAGUGAUGUCCAGUGACAGGACAAGAGGUAAUGGGCACAAAAUGAAAGACAAGAAAUUCUGUCUGAAUGCAGUAAAACACUGUCUCAGAAUGAAGGUGUUCUCUGGAAUAAGCUGCCAGUAGAAACCGUGGAAGUUCCCUACUUGGAGAUAUUAAAAACCUGACAAUACAGUCCUGUGUAACCUACUGACUCAGAGCAGGGGGCUUGGACUAGAUGACCUCCAGAGGUCCCUUCCAACCUCAAUUCUGUGAUGCUGUGACUCCCUUUCUGGGGCAUUCUCCUGUGACUGCCCUACUGAGCGUUAGUGAUAAGAAGGCAAGUGAAGCUGAGGAAAGGACAGCAGACUCUAACAUGUGUGGCAGUUUUAAUCCUUUCUGGAUAAACGGUAUGAAUGAAAAUAUGGUUUGUCCUUAAAAGACUGGUAAGAGAACAUCAUGACAGACCUUCCUUCUCUGAAAUGCUAUGAACACUUUUUAUGAGCCCUGUUGCCUGAGGCAUGUUUUACCUAGUUAUAGGGAAUUGCACUUCCUCUUCCAAUCUAUUCCUAAAAAAAAAUAGAUGUGGAAAGACAAGGCU